Molecule: messenger RNA, 1498 nt
Organism: Populus trichocarpa (black cottonwood)
Lineage: Eukaryota; Viridiplantae; Streptophyta; Magnoliopsida; Malpighiales; Salicaceae
Exons: 5
Coding region: 212-1402 (396 amino acids)
Biological process (GO): translational initiation
Cellular component (GO): eukaryotic translation initiation factor 2B complex
Molecular function (GO): translation initiation factor activity; guanyl-nucleotide exchange factor activity
Source: RefSeq, a predicted model, not a curated record
UUAAUCCAAAAUAAUCUAUGAUGGGAUUUGGUGGGCGUUGAAAGAAUCCAAAUUGAUCUUUUCCUCCCAGAACAUGAGAAGAGAAGGGUUGUGCAGAGCGUCGGCUUCCCUCCAUGUAUUAAUUUAUUAGUUUACUGUACUCUAAUAACAUCUCACCGGAAUUAUCCCCUCCCAUAAAACUUAAACGACACACAAAAACACACGCGCAUAAAUGUGGUGGAGAUCGGCGUCUUUCAUUCUCGACAAACAACAGAACGACGCCGUUCCCAAACUACGCAACCCGCCCGACACUCUCACUCCCCCAUCUCCACCGCCUCUCUCCAUGCCCGACACUCUCCAAAACCCUAACCCUCAAAACAACAUCUCCGCGUAUUACCAGACACGCGCCGCCCACCACGCUGUCGUCACCAGCGACUGGCUCGCCCAGGCCCAGGCAGCCGUCGGCAGUGACCUGGACGGCGCGCCGGAGACCGGUGUCCCCACAGUCGCUGGAAAGCCGUUUAGUGUGAUCGAUGAGUUUAAUAGCUGGAGGAAGCAGCCUGACUUGGCGGAGGCUGUGGCAGCGAUUAGGGCGCUUGCGGCCGUUAUUAGGAACUGUCAGGCUACUACUAUGAUGGAGCUUGAAAUUGAGCUUAAAAAGGCCUCUGAUUCGCUUAAAUUGUGGGACACAACCUCCAUAUCUUUGACAGCAGGUUGCGAUCUGUUCAUGCGGUAUGUAACCAGAACUUCUGCUUUAGAAUACGAGGACUUUAAUUCAGCUAAAUCUCGGUUGAUUGAACGUGCAGAGAAGUUUGGAGAGAUAUCUUGCAAGGCGCGCAGGAUCAUUGCCAUGCUUAGUCAAGAUUUUAUCUUUGAUGGUUGCACUAUUUUGGUGCAUGGUUUCUCCAGAGUUGUGUUGGAAGUUCUGAAAACAGCGGCUCAAAGUAAAAAACUGUUUAGAGUUUUCUGCACAGAGGGAAGGCCUGAUAGGACAGGCUUACGGUUGUCCAAUGAGCUGGCCAAGCUUGAUGUUCCUGUGAAACUCCUUAUAGACUCUGCUGUGGCAUAUACUAUGGAUGAGGUAGACAUGGUGCUUGUUGGAGCAGAUGGAGUGGUUGAAAGUGGAGGAAUAAUAAACAUGAUGGGAACAUACCAGAUUGCAUUGGUAGCCCACAGCAUGAAUAAGCCUGUUUACGUGGCUGCUGAAAGCUACAAGUUUGCUCGUCUCUAUCCAUUGGACCAGAAAGACAUGGGUCCUGCUUUACGCCCUAUUGAUUUCGGGGUUCCUAUUCCAUCGAAGGUUGAGGUUGAAACAUCGGCUUGGGAUUAUACUCCUCCUCAGUAUCUUACUUUGCUCUUCACUGAUCUUGGUGUAUUGACUCCAUCUGUAGUCAGUGAUGAGCUCAUUCAGCUAUACUUGUAGUCGUAUUUGAAUGUAAUUUUAGACACAGUACAUAUCUUGGAUGCGUUUGUAUUUUAUUUUUGACAAUUUUGAAUUCAAUGCAUGAGUAUUCAAGUA